CUGCUUUCUCUCUUUAUAGUUUUUCUUGAUUUAAAGUCAAACUUCGGAGACUACAUUGCUACUUUUCAGCGGCAGCUCAGAAGAUUCAGGAGCAUCGUCGCCAGUGAAUUUCGAGAGCGCGGCCGACAUGGCGGAGGCGCUGCAGUUGAAAUUGAGGAGUUCACCGGCGCUGCCGCACUUCAUGUGCCUUCUGACGAGAAGCACUUCCGUAUGUGGCGGCUCUUUGACAUGAUCUUACAACAUCUCACUCUUCAGACGACCGUUCAAGGCAUGACUGACGUCGAGAACUGUGACUAUGAACGUCUGGAGAGCGAAGUGGAACGGUUAAAGGAGGACUUGGACCAGGAACGAAUGCGAGUCGUGGAGCUCGACAAUCGCAUCGCCGAUUUGCACGAUGGCCGUGCCAGCAUCUCCAGCAGCCGCUCCACCACCCCCUCCUCCACCGCAUGGAUUGGGAGUGAUCACGCACAACGAGGAGCUCAGAAACGCGUACCGAAGCCAUCAGGGCCGUUAAAAUCACUCAACUGGGUAAAAUUUACCGAGAGCAAGGUAAAGGGAACAGCGUGGGAAUUCAUAGAGGACGAAAAGAUGUAUAAGCAGGUACAGCUAAGUGUGACCUUCAGUAAUUUAUGGUUGAUUUACUCAUGUUUUUGUAGUUUGCCGCAAUCCUGUAUAAAUAAGGUCAAUUUAUAUGACUAG
Messenger RNA from Angiostrongylus costaricensis, 699 nucleotides. NCBI's taxonomy places the organism in Eukaryota, Metazoa, Nematoda, Chromadorea, Rhabditida, Metastrongylidae. The record is from the annotation of a GenBank genome assembly.